AGCUCCUCAGCCCUGAAGGCACUUCCAUUCACAUUGACCUCCAUAAAUCACUGGAAGCCAGGUUUUGAUCACCACGUAGUCUGCCAUGUCCGACUUUGGGGCUCCUCCCGUUAUCCCUACCCAGUUGCAGCAGUACAACUCCUAUGUAGUGGACCCUCAAUGGCAACGCAAAUUCUCCAUCAUCUGGGCUGCAGGCAUCGGCCUGGCCGUCCUCGUCUCCAUCCCGCAUGUCGCACGCGCACUCAAGACCCGGCGCUUGCUCCGCGGCCUCAUUACUGGCGUCCUCGAAGACACCAAGACUCGGGGUUAUACGCCCGUGGGCAGUGCGAAUGUUGAGCCUAGAUCCUCGAGACGACCAUUUUCCGCAAUAUGGGAAACUCUUUGGUCGGCUACACUGUGGAGUCUACCUGGUCUCGAGCUGGGCAUGGGGCAAAGCGCGUUACUCUUCGUCUUCCUGAUUGUGAUUGCCGCAUACCUCAUCUUACUCAUCGCAUGUAUCACUAUGCAUGUACCUCUUAUCACCAAUCCCAAUCGCGCCGGCUUCUUGGCUCUCGCCCAGUUCCCCAUCGUCUUCCUAUUUGCAACCAAGAACUCGAUCCUGUCCCUACUACUCGGGCCCGGGAACGGCUAUGAGAAACUCAACUACAUUCACCGAUGGGCCGGCCGUGGAAUGUUCAUCGGUGCGACCGUUCACGGAGCCCUAUGGAUUAACAAUCACAUUGUGUUUGGGCUACCUAUUAUUGGUCAGCAGAAAGAAACAUCAGGCGUUGCUGCCUAUGGUGUCCUUUGCGUCCUUGUCCUAACGUCGUUCCGUCCGAUCCGGAGGUUGUUCUAUCAGUCGUUCUUCAUCAUUCAUGUACUCGGCUAUGUUGCGUUCUUCGUGACCAUAUGCUACCAUACAAUCUACGCUUCUCCAUGGAUCUUCCCGCCAUUGGCGUUUUACGGCUUUGACAUACUCCUCCGUAUGUUCCGCUAUCGCAUCAAGGACGCAACGCUGGUUCAUGUUGAUAAUAACAUGACUCUGAUUCACGUCCAUGAUUGCGACGAUGGCUGGGUCGCUGGCCAACAUGUGCGCCUCCGGGUCUUCUUCUCGGGACGCAUCUUCGAAUCGCACCCCCUCACGAUUGUCAAUGCACCCUCGUCCAACUCAUGCUUACCUGGCGGCACGAUGACCCUCGCUGCGCGCGCUAUUGGUGAUUGGUCUCGCCACCUGAACCAGUACGCGCUCGCAGAGCAGGAACGCAAUCACGAGAAGGACGAGCAGCCUGGCGUUCCUGUCCAGGUCAUGAUCGACGGUCCGUACGGCGGCUCGAGUGUUGACCUCGGCGACUACGAGAGCGUCCUGCUCGUCGCCGGCGGUUCCGGUAUCACGUUCACCCUAGGCAUGCUUGACGACAUUGUCGCACGCUGUAUCAAGCUUGGUCGACCCAAUGGCGAGAAGACGCGGCGCAUCGAGUUUGCGUGGUGUGUCCGUUCGUACGGUGCGAUCCACUGGUUCGCGCCGAUGCUCAUGGACAUCGCGACCGCCGUCGCGGACACCUCGCUCGACCUCCACAUCUCCGUAUACGUCACCUGCCUGUGCAACCCCGAAAACGUCCCGCCCAUCCCCAACAUGGACGUCACCGUUUGCCCGCGCCCGUCCGUUACCACCCUCCUACGCGACCUUGUCACGCCCCCGCCACCCAAGUCGCUCGAGUUUGACGAGGGCGCACACGAGAUCUCUGCGUCGUCGCGAUUAAAGUGGGUCGGUCUUGGUGGUGGUGUGGGGGUAUGCGCCGCGGGCCCCGAGUCGCUAACGCGAGCGGCGCACAACGCGGUCGCGCGGGUCAGCCUGACGAGGGGUGUUGAGCUCGGAGGGAUCGCGCUGCACACGGAGCUGUUUGCGAUCUGA
Molecule: messenger RNA, 1891 nt
Organism: Dichomitus squalens LYAD-421 SS1
Lineage: Eukaryota; Fungi; Basidiomycota; Agaricomycetes; Polyporales; Polyporaceae
Product: iron reductase
Exons: 7
Coding region: 86-1891 (601 amino acids)
Biological process (GO): copper ion import; intracellular iron ion homeostasis; iron ion transport
Cellular component (GO): plasma membrane
Molecular function (GO): ferric-chelate reductase activity
Source: RefSeq, a predicted model, not a curated record